UUGACAGCUCUCUCUUGCAGAGCCGCAGCCGAGUCCCGUGGGUUCGGGAACCUGUAGCCCCGUUCUCCGCGCGUCCCCGUCCCCCCGUGGCUCUGGCCCUGGCCAUGAAGCGCAUCUUCUCCUGCUCCAGCUCACAGGUGGCGGUGGAGAAAUGGAACCGCCGUGACCAGAAGCUGCUGGAGGCAGUGCAGCGGGGGGAUGUGGGACGCGUGGCCUCCCUGGCCUCGAGGAAGUCGGCCCGACCCACCAAGCUGAACUCGAGUGGCCAGUCCUCGUUUCAUCUGGCAGCCUCCAAAGGCCUGACAGAAUGUCUGACUAUCCUGCUGGCAAAUGGAGCUGACAUCAACAGCAAAAACGAGGAUGGAAGCACUGCCCUGCACUUGGCCACCAUCUCCUGCCAGCCACAAUGUGUCAAAGUCCUGCUGCACCAUGGUGCCAACGAAGAUGCUGUGGAUGCAGAAAAUCGUAGUCCGCUGCACUGGGCAGCCUCCUCUGGCUGUGCCUCAAGUGUUCUCCUGCUGUGUGACCACGAAGCCUUCCUGAACGUCCCAGAUAAUGACGGACGUACACCCCUGAUGAUCGCAUCGCUGGGUGGCCAUGCAGCUAUCUGCUCACAGCUACUGCAGAGAGGUGCCCAGGUUAAUGUCACGGACAAGGAUGCCAAGUCGGCUCUGAUCCUGGCCUGUGAGAAAGGCAGCGCGGAGGUGGCCGAGCUGCUCCUGAGCCACGGGGCAGACGCAGGGGCGGUGGACAACGAGGGGCAUGACGCUCUGCAUUAUGCUGUACGCUCGGAGGACAGGGAGCUCUGGAGGCUGCUCCGGCAGGCCCUGCUCCGGCAGGGGCGGCAGGGAGGUCAGGGGCUUGCUCAACAUCUGGAUCUUACAUCCCAGGCCUCCCCAUCAGAGUCUCUGGUGGGUUCUCCACCCCAGAGCCCGUGGAGAGCGGAGCCCGAGGAAGAGGAAGACCCAUGCCCGGAGGAGUGGAGGCGGAAGUAUGAAGAGGAGCAGAGGAAGGUUUCUCAGUUGGAGCAGGAGCUGGUGCGAAAGACGGAAGAGAGCGAGGCUCGGGCUGCAGCCUGCCUGGGCCUGGAGAACGGGAUUCGAGAGCAGGUGCAGGAGCUGGGGCUUCUCCUAUCACCACAGCCUUGGACUCCAGGAGGGCAGGGCUCUAGUCUCCGGCCUGGAGGAGAUGGCAUGGAGCAGGGUUGUCCCCUGGACCUUCUGGCCGAGCGCAUUCAAGAACUAAAGAAGCAGCAGCAGGCAGCAGCUGCAGCUGCAGCCAAACGGGCGUUAGCUUCUAAGAAAGCAGAGGAUUUGGUCUCGGGGGAGGUCCUGUAUGAAGCCCCUGGAGGGGCCCAACCGGAAGAGCAGGGGCCACCCCAGAGCCCCAGGUCUGAGACCAUUGGGAAAGCCACAGGACAGCAGCUGACCACCGGCGGUGGACAGGCCCUUGGCCCUGAUCACACCGACAAGCCACGUGCUGGCCAGAAAGAGGGGCCCCGGGCCCCAGGGGCUGAACCAGCAGGCACCGCGGCUGCACCAGUGGGCCCCGGAGACGUGAACCAGCUCCUGCUACAACUGAGGGAGGAGCUGGCCGCGGUGUGGCGAGAAAAGGAUGCCGCCCGAGGGGCUUUGUCAAGGCCGGUCCUGGAGGGAGCUCUGGGGACACCCCGGGCCGAGGCUGCGGCGGCUGCCUGGGAGAAGAUGGAGGCCAGGCUGGAGCAGGUGCUGGUGAGGCUGGACAGGGCCAAGGCGGGAUUACCCGUGAGCCCUGACGCCGCUUCCCGGCCCAGAGAGGGAGCCCUGCACGCCGGCCCAGAGACCACCUCCGAAGAGAAUGAAGGGGGGCGGCCAGGGGCUCCUGGGGCUCGCGGAGAGCCUCUAGGGGCCCCCGCAAGGGGACAGGUGCCUGGAGGAGGUCCGGCCAAGGGACGGUUGGAGAAGGAGGUGGCGGCCCUGCGGCUGAGCAACAGUAACCUGCUGGGGGAGCUGGGGCAGCUGGGGCAGGAGAGGCAGCGGCUGCAGGGGGAGCCGCAGUCCCUGAGCCAGCGUCUGCAGCGGGAUUUCGUCCCCAAGCCGGAGGCGCAGGACCAGCUGCGGCAGUUGCGGCGCAGCGUGGGGCUGCUGACAGAUGAACUGGCCGCGGAGAAGGAGGCCACCGAGCAGCUGCGGCAGCGCCUGGCCUCCCAGAGCAGUGGCCUCCGCGGGCUGUGGGACGACCUGCCGCCGGACGUGGUGGGCAGGGGCGUCGCGGGGCGCACGGCGGCCGAACCCCUGGAGGAGCUGCGGGCCUGCAUCCGCGCCCUGGCCGACGGGCACCGCGAGGCCCAAGACUCACUGGCCCGGCUGGAGCAGGAAAACCGGCGGCUGCGCGGGUCCCCCGGCCCCCGCGGGGAGCCACCCGGCACCUUCUCACAGGGCCCAGUCUCCCCCCAGGUGGCCGCUCUGGAGCAGGACCUGGGGAAGCUGGAGGAGGAGCUGCGGGCCGUCCAGGCCACGAUGAGCGGGAAGAGCCAGGAGAUCGGGACGCUGAAGAAGCUGCUGUACCAGGCCACUGAGGAGGUGGCCGAGCUGCGGGCCCGUGAGGCCGCCAGCCUGCGGCAGCACGAGAAAACGCGGGGCUCGCUGGUGGCCCAGGCCCAGGCUUGGGGCCAGGAGCUGAAGGCCCUCCUGGAGAAGUAUAACACGGCGUGCCGGGAGAUGGGCCGGCUGCGCGAGGCCGCGGCCGAGGAGCGGCGCCGCAGCGGGGACCUGGCGGCGCGGGCCGCGGAGCAGGAGCGCCAGGCCGCCGAGCUGCGCGGGCGCUCCCAGCAGUUUGAGAAGACGGCCGAGGUGCUCAGGGACAAGGUGGAGCAUCUCAUCGGGGCCUGCCGGGACAAGGAGGCCAAGAUCAAGGAAUUGUUGAAGAAGCUGGAACAGCUUUCAGAGGAGGUCUUGGCAGUGCGGGGAGAAAACGCUCGCCUUGCCUUGCAGCUGCAGGAUUCCCAGAAGAACCAUGAAGAGAUCAUCUCCGCCUAUAGGAAGCACCUGCUGAAUGCCGCUCAGGGUUACAUGGAACAAGAGGUGUAUAAUAUUCUGCUGCGAAUCCUCAGCAUACAGGAAGAGUGAGGCAGCCGGGGCCCUGAGGGGUGUGCGAUUUCUCCUGAUUUCUCUGUUGAUGUUCUCUGCUGUUAUUCUCCACUGAAAAAAAUAUUGCUCAAAAUACGUCCAUCCGCCCAUGGGUCAAGACCCACAGGUUGAAAAAUAGCACUCUGUGAAAAUGGAGAUCGACACUCUUUCUCUUUCUCAAAUCUGUCUCUAAUCUUUUUUCUCUAUCUUGUGAUUCCUGCGUCCACUAUCUUUUUUUAAGGAGGAGAGACCGAGAGACCUGGAGUUUCUUCAAGAUGUAGGAUCUAAACUAUUUGAUGGUGUGUCAAACCGGGCUUCUAGAUCUGAGGCACAGGGCUCACAUGGUCCGUGUUCUUUGCCCAGGUACCAAGAGGGGUUAAAAGUCUGAUUCCUGGGGAAGGGAGGAAGGGAUACACAGAGCUGGCUUCUUCCCUCCAGUUCUGUUCUCAGACUGAAAACCGUGGAUCUCUCUUGGCCACUUCCCGUGGGUCUCCUCCCCUUCGUGUCCCUCCACCAGCCAGACUGCUAGGUGUGGGAGAGGCAGCAAAUUCCUCCCCAAUCUGGAACUGCGUUUGGCCCCCUCCUUGGUCCUUCUCCCAGCCUACCCCCUGCUGGGUUAGGCUGGGUGGGAGGCCACGGUUUGGCAGUAAACAGCCUGCCUGGGUUGAGAGGAGAGUGUGGAGGGGCUGCUUCGAAGACAGGGGCCCACAGGGCCUGGCUCCAGGGUUUGGGCCAGAAGAGAGCAGCGGGGUGUAGAUCACAUCCUAGAGAGGAUGAGGGUCAGCUUUAGGAUUUGUGCAAAUGGGCACAGGACUGCUUUUGGGUGUGAAGAAUGGAGACCGGAGGGGUUGAUGGAGAAAGAGAGGGUACAGCUGCCAGAGGAAGAGCAUCUGAAAGAUUGAGUCCUUUCCAUUAAGGGGAACAGAACCUCUCUUUUCUUUGAGUUACCAAAGAAUCUCAAAGGACUGUUACAAUCAUUAUUUAUGGAGUGCAGGGUGGGAAGAAUGAAGAAACUGUUGAGAGAGAGGGGUCCAGACAGGGGGAGAUGGUUUGGCUAAGUUCAAGUAUGAGUCAGGAAGCAGCUUCGGUAAUGGGAGCUGAUCCCAGGAUGGCUGAGUUAGGGGAAUGGUCAGUGAUAUGCUAACACAGGAUGGAAUGUUUCCAGCCCCUGGUCUUCCCAAAUGGUGUCCCUCUGUACAACCCCAUAAACUCUUACCCCAACGACCCCAGGCCCUGAAGUUUUCCUUGAUUUCAAAAAUAAAUCUUUCUUUCCCAAAGUAACUCUAGUCCUAAGUUUGUCCCUAUCCCUCCUAGGCUGUCUGCUGAAUGGGGCUUAGGUAGGGACUUCUUACUCUUUUUGCAUCCCCCUUCUUCAGGCGUCAGAUGUAGGGGUAUAUGGGUGAGAGUAGGUG
Molecule: messenger RNA, 4519 nt
Organism: Lynx canadensis (Canada lynx)
Lineage: Eukaryota; Metazoa; Chordata; Mammalia; Carnivora; Felidae
Gene: ANKRD35
Product: ankyrin repeat domain 35
Exons: 14
Coding region: 105-3107 (1000 amino acids)
Molecular function (GO): actin binding
Source: RefSeq, a predicted model, not a curated record